AUGUCAGAAGAAGAUUCCAACUGUGUUUACGAUAAUAAAAAAAGAGACUUAGACUCGUCCACAACAGCUUCUUCACCUCAUUCUGAUUCCUAUUCACAAUAUAAUGAAGAAAUGAUCCAGUUGAUCAUACUUCUAACAACCAACAUCACAACGUCAACAGAAGUCAAGAGAGACCUUGUAGAGAAUAUCAAUAAAUUUCUGCAAUUAUACAUAGAACAGCGUAAAAAUGAAUUAGAAAGUGAACAAGAUCAUAAAUUCAACGAGUUCAUUAGGAUUGUUGUAUCGUUGAUUAACGAUUAUUUGAAAUUAGUGUUUCUAUGCGAAGAAAUACAUGAUAAAGAGAAUGUAGACGACGAAAUUAACAAUGAACUUGAAAUUAUUGAAACUAAAGUAUUAUCAGAUGACCACAAUCAAUUAAACGUGCAGAAAUCAAUGAAUGAUCCCAUAGAUGAAUUUUCCUUUUUCGAAUCUGGCCACGCGAAAACACCAAAUACAUGUACAAUCAAAUGUAUGGAUUUGAACGCAGAGCCGGAAAACAUGGAAGAUAUCGCUUCUUCGUCUUUGAAUUCUCAAAAUCUCAUCAAAGACUCUAAUAUCCCGACAGAUUCUGAUGAAAACAGCGAAGAUUCACAAUCGAGUAGAAACAGAAGCGAAUUGAUGUCAGUUGAUUCACCAUCUUUAGAAUCAAUAAAUGAAAAUAUUGAAUUAAUUCAUGCGACGUUCUUUGAUGAUAAUAAAUUACUCAGUUACGACAAAGAAUUUUACGAGAAUUGCACAAAAGAUGUUGAUUAUGCACUUAAAGAACUUUUUCAGUUAUGGAAGUUCUAUUUGGUACCAACCUGUAACAAUCAGUUGGAACUAUGUCAAAAUAUCAACUAUUACGAACAAUAUUUUAACAACCUCGAUUCAGAAAAGACAGAGAAAAACUCGAACGAACAUGUUGAUUUGUUAGAAAUAUUUUUAAGCUUUUUGUGGCUUCCUUUUAGGUCAUUUGGUGUAUUAUGGAGGAAAAACUUUGAAGCAUUAUUGCAAUUUUAUACAUAG
Messenger RNA from Ambispora leptoticha, 1044 nucleotides. NCBI's taxonomy places the organism in Eukaryota, Fungi, Glomeromycota, Glomeromycetes, Archaeosporales, Ambisporaceae. The record is from the annotation of a GenBank genome assembly.